This is a messenger RNA of Gambusia affinis (western mosquitofish), 1156 nucleotides long. RefSeq lists its product as uncharacterized. Gene Ontology annotation, biological process: positive regulation of Rho protein signal transduction; phospholipase C-activating G protein-coupled receptor signaling pathway. Gene Ontology annotation, molecular function: lysophosphatidic acid receptor activity. Lineage: Eukaryota; Metazoa; Chordata; Actinopteri; Cyprinodontiformes; Poeciliidae. Bases 1 to 792 code for a protein of 263 amino acids. The transcript is spliced from 2 exons. The record is from RefSeq and is a predicted model, not a curated record.
AUGUCAGCUAACUCCUCCUCAUCACUGGAGACUCUUCUUCCUCCCUCCGUCUUCUUCAUCUCUGAAGGUUUUUACUGUUUCAUCUCCAGACCGAGUUCCUUCAGCUUCGUGGCUUUCUACAUCGCCCACUUCGUUCUUCUUCUCCCCCUCAGCAUCCUCAUCCUCCUCUCUGCUCUCAACGAGUGGAAGCGAAGACACGCCGCCGGCUCAGCGUCGUCGUUGAGCCACUUUGACUGUUUCACUUACCACAUCGUCGCCAUGGAGACAUUUUGUGUCUUCAGGCUGGUCCCGUACUGCCUGGGCGUCUAUACUGAAAACCCAACGGAUGUAUUCGUGGGAGGACUUUUGUCGUCCUUCAUCUGGUACGGGGAGACGUCGUUUCACGUUUUGACGUGUGUGGAGCGCUACCUGGCCGUGGUUCACCCCGUCACCUACCUGAGCCUCAGGAACGACCGGGGAACCAGAAUCAGAAAUGUCUGCAUCUCCUGCGUCUGGCUGCUUUGCGUCGUGAGGCUGAGCUUGUUUGUGUUGAAAGACGUUUUCCUCAUCAUGGAUUUCUGCCUCUUGCUGAUCUCGUUGGUAAUCAUGUCGGCCUGCAGCCUUGCGGUUCUGCGCGUCUUGGUCCGUCCAGGUCCAGGAGAGCAGGGCGGUGAGAGGGUCAGCCAGCUGAAAAGGAGAGCCUUCUACACCAUCGUCACCAUACUGGGAGUACUGGUUUUGAGAAACAACAGAGGCAACACAAAACUGCUGGGCAGAUUCACCAGGACACCAACAGCCACCAGAAAACAGUAGGAACUGAGAUUCAAACCGUCUACGAUGCUCCAAAUCACACUUCCAACGAAUCUCAACACCUGAACCACCAAAAUGAUCAAGAUGGUUUUAAAAGCCCUCUGCUUGGCCUGAUCAACCCUCCGUACGCCGGCUUCCUUAUCGCCUGGCAAAGGGCGAAAUAAAUUAGACAUAACAGAAAGGCUGCAGAAGGACACAAAUGCUAAAUUUGCGACCAGGAUGCAUACGUCGAAAAAGGCGAGAAACUUUCUGAAGGCCAUCAGACCCAUGCAGACGAAGGAGAGCAGCCAGACGCAGAGAACGACGACGUUCCUCAGCCGCACGCCUCGUUCGUUUCUAAGACUCAGGUAGAAGGUGGGAUGAACGA